Molecule: messenger RNA, 651 nt
Organism: Nicotiana tabacum (common tobacco)
Lineage: Eukaryota; Viridiplantae; Streptophyta; Magnoliopsida; Solanales; Solanaceae
Product: ras-related protein RABE1c-like
Molecular function (GO): GTPase activity; GTP binding
Source: RefSeq, a predicted model, not a curated record
AUGGCCGCACCACCAGCAAUGGCACGAGCAGAUUAUGAUUACCUCGUAAAGCUCCUCUUGAUCGGCGAUAGCGGUGUUGGUAAGAGUUGCCUUAUUUCGCGUUUUUCUGAUGGUUCCUUUACCACAAAUUAUAUCAGCACCAUUGGGAUUGAUUUUAAAACACGGACCAUUGAGCUCGAGGGAAAAAGGAUCAAACUUAAAGUCUGGGAUACGGCUGGUCAGGAACGAUUCAAAUCAAUCACUACUGCUUACUAUCGUGGAGCCAUGGGCAUAUUGUUGGUUUAUGAUGUUACCGAUGAAUCUUCAUUUAACAACAUUAGGAACUGGAUUCGUAGCAUUGAGCAGCAUGGUUCAGACAAUGUCAAUAAAAUCCUUGUUGGAAACAAGGCUGACAUGGAUGAAAGUAAAAGGGUUGUCCCGACUUCUACCGGCCAAGCACUUGCUGAUGAGUAUGGGAUUAAAUUUUUUGAAACUAGUGCAAAAACAACUCUUAACGUGGAACAAGUUUUCUUCUCAAUAGCAAAUGAAAUAAAGCAAAGGCUUUCAGACACAGACUUCAGAGUAGAGUCUGUGGCGAUCAAUAUUAAUCAACCAGAUGCAGGAGCUGGAGGUGGUCAACUUGGCCAAAUAUCAUCUUGCUGUGGUUCAUAA